AUGAUUGAAGAAGAACUUGAGGAACCGUGGUUCCAGGAUAUCAAAGAAUAUAUUCAGACUGGAAAAUAUCCUGUACAUGCUGAUGGUAACCAAAAGAGAACCAUUCGACAUUUGUCUAGUGGAUUUUUCCUAAGUGGAGAAAUCUUGUAUAAGAGAACUCCUGAUUUGAGACUUUUGAGGAGUGUAGAUGCUAAAGAAGCUUCAAAAAUCAUGACUAAAGUACAUUCUGAGAUUUGUGGACCACAUAUGAGUGGGUAUGUUAUGGAAAAGAAAAUACUCCGAGCAGGUUAUUAUUGCCUCACCAUGGAGCGAGAUUCCAUCAAUUUCAUUCUUAAAUAUCAUGAAUGCCAGGUACACAGAGACUUGAUACAUUCCCCUCCAUCUGAGUUGCAUACAAUGACUGCUCCAUGGCCUUUUGUGGCUUGGGAAAUGGAUGUAAUUGGACCAAUUGAACCAAAGGCCUCGAAUGGACAUAAGUUCAUCUUGAUAAUUGUCACGAAUAAUGCUGCGAACCUCAAUAGUCAUUUAAUGCAAGAAGUAUGUCAGCAAUUUAAUAUUAUGCAUCGGAAUUCAACUCCUUAUUGCCCUAAGGCAAAUGGAGCUGUCGAAGCUGCCAACAAGAACUUAAAGAAAAUACCCCGAAAGAUGGUGCAAGGUUCCCGACAAUGGCAUGAAAAGUUACCAUUUGCUUUGUUGGGUUAUCAUAAUACAGUUCGGACUUCAAUUGGUGCAACUCCUUACUUGUUAGUGUAUGGAAAUAAAGUAGUUAUACCUCCAGAGAUUGAGAUUCCAUCUCUUCGAGUAGUUGUGGAAGCUGAAAUUGAUGAUGACCAAUG
Messenger RNA from Capsicum annuum, 836 nucleotides. RefSeq lists its product as uncharacterized. The record is from RefSeq and is a predicted model, not a curated record. Gene Ontology annotation, molecular function: nucleic acid binding. The annotation marks the transcript as partial. Gene Ontology annotation, biological process: DNA integration. NCBI's taxonomy places the organism in Eukaryota, Viridiplantae, Streptophyta, Magnoliopsida, Solanales, Solanaceae. The transcript has 2 exons.